AUGUGCUUCUUCGCCAUUUUGUGUACGAAGCAUGUCUGUGGUCACGUCGUUGAGCGCGAGGAAGUGCAGGCCAACUGCCACGGAAAGACGUGCAUCUUCAGCACGUCUCACAACGAACGAAGACACGAUUGCCAGCACUCGUGCAUUCAUAGGUAA
Messenger RNA from Schizophyllum commune H4-8, 156 nucleotides. RefSeq lists its product as uncharacterized. Bases 1 to 156 code for a protein of 51 amino acids. Lineage: Eukaryota; Fungi; Basidiomycota; Agaricomycetes; Agaricales; Schizophyllaceae. The record is from RefSeq and is a predicted model, not a curated record. The transcript is spliced from 2 exons.